This is a messenger RNA of Aegilops tauschii subsp. strangulata, 1158 nucleotides long. Its product is annotated as protein LIFEGUARD 4-like. NCBI's taxonomy places the organism in Eukaryota, Viridiplantae, Streptophyta, Magnoliopsida, Poales, Poaceae. The record is from RefSeq and is a predicted model, not a curated record. Gene Ontology annotation, cellular component: membrane.
CUAUUACUUUUUCAACUAAGAAAUUGGCAAACAGUAACCUUCACUUUUUUCAUAGAACAUUGGUUGGAUCUUGCAUAUUUUUUUUACUGUUUCUUCCGGCUACUAUUUGUUGUAAGAUACAUAGUAUUGUGAUAGUAUCAUUUGAUCUGAAGGCCUAUUUGUCCAAUAAUAUGCCAGCCGACCUGCCCAAUUUGACAUGGCUUUGGCAAGGGCGUGGUUUAGGUUGCUGGACUAGCUUAAACUUUUAUCAAAAUAAAAAGGAUUUUCAGUUGAUAUAUCAUACUAGUGUUCUGACAAUACAAUAGAUGUUCAAAGGUUAUAUUUUAAAGGUACUCCAUGCAUGUGCUGGUUAAAUCUCAUUGGAUUGAAGUGAUUGAAAUACAUAUUUUUUCGACUUAUAUAAAGUUAUGUUGUCAGGCACUCUGUGAUCUAUCAUUCAUUUGUGUUUGCCUCAGCGUUGAUAACACUGCAUUUUGGGUUGUACCAAUUCGAAGGUUCGUUCUAGCUUGUACCACAUUGCAGGUGGUUGCUGAUAGUUUGCUUCUUCAAUGCAUGACUGCCAUUUACUUCAGAUUUUAGCAUGCAUGUGCUUUAUUGUUUAGUCAGAUUUACUUGAUAGUUUCUUUGGUAAAGAGACGUAUGCGAUGAUAAGAAAGCAAUUAGUUCAUUUUGUAGUCCUGCUCUUAUAUAUAUAUAUAUGAUAUAUAUGUGUUUUGUUCUUUGUCGUUGUGAUGGUUUUUCUUUGAUAAAAAACCGCUAAAAUUGUCCCCUAUGUGCGCAGGCAAGGUCCUUUUGCAGGCAAGGUCACUUUGGAUUCUUGUAAUGGUGGUUGUCUUGAGCCUCACCGCUUACACCUUCUGGGCUGCAAGGAGGGGCAAGGACUUCAGCUUCCUUGGUCCUUUCCUAUUUGCUUCUCUCAUGAUGUUGCUCGUCUUUGGAAUCAUUCAGAUCCUCUUCCCGCCGGGCAAGCCCUCUCACAUGAUCUAUGGCGCGCUGGCGGCACUCAUCUUCAGUGGCUACAUUGUCUAUGACACGGGCAAAAUCAUCAAGCGUUACACGUAUGACGAGUAUGUCCGGGCCGCCGCCUUGCUCUACGUUGACAUCAUCGGUAUGUUCGUGGGCCUGCCGCCGCCCCUGUAUAGGGCGGACGACAGCUAG